Penicillium macrosclerotiorum is the source of this 1203-nucleotide messenger RNA. Its product is annotated as putative malic acid transport protein. Lineage: Eukaryota; Fungi; Ascomycota; Eurotiomycetes; Eurotiales; Aspergillaceae. Gene Ontology annotation, biological process: sulfite transmembrane transport; transmembrane transport. Bases 1 to 1203 code for a protein of 400 amino acids. The transcript is spliced from 2 exons. Gene Ontology annotation, molecular function: sulfite transmembrane transporter activity. The record is from RefSeq and is a predicted model, not a curated record. Gene Ontology annotation, cellular component: plasma membrane.
AUGACUGAUCAAGGCCAAUCGCUGUCUCCUCCAGCCAGACCGCUGUCCAUCGCGCUUUGGAACUUCUCGUCGCAGUGGUUCCUCGUUGCGCAAGGCACAGGUAUCAUCGGUGUGAUUCUCCAUCGAUUGGAUUAUCAGUUCAAUGGUCUACAGACCCUGGCCAAGAUCGUUUGGAUUUACACUAUUGUUCUACUGGGCCUGGGCCUGGCAGGGUACCUACUCCGCGUUAUUCUGUAUCCACGACAUGUCCGGCAACAGCUGCGGCACGACCUUAUCGAGACAUCCUGCCUAGCCUCUUUGCCGAUCGCCUUCACGUCGAUUCUCCAGGUUGCAGCUCUGCAGUAUGGCCACCGUGCUGGCUUGGCGAUCUACAUCCUCUGGUGGGUUCAAACUGGUCUGGCCGUGGUGGCCUGUCUCGGCAUCCCGUAUGUCCAACUCCAACUGCAACCUCAGGGCAUCCAGCGUCUGCCCCCCGCCUCCUUGCUGCCCUUCAUCGCGGCACUGACCUCCGCAGCAGGUGGAGGCGUGAUAUGUCGCUAUACCUAUGUCAGCCCGCGCCUGCAAGUACCGGCGCUCGUUGUGUCCUACCUCGAAGUGGGCGCGGGUCUCGCCCUGGCGGCCGGCUUCGACGCGAUGAUUCUCGUCCAACAUUUCGAUCAAUUCAGACCUGCGCCGGAGAAAGUGUUCGCCGACAUGAUUGUGUGUGGGCCCUUUGGCCAAGGCGCGUUUGCGCUCCAGGUUCUCGGCGAGACGGUCCAGCACGGUAGUUUUGCGGCGUACCACCGGGGCACUUUCUUGACAGCGCAGGCGGCGAUCCCUAUCGGGUAUGCCAGUCAAUUUUUAGGCCUGCUUACUUGGGGCUCCGGGAUCUUCUGGUGGUGCUUCGCCAUCCUUAGCAUCUGCCAUACGCUGUGCGCCCAGCCAGGCGGGUGGCGGCACACUCAAUUUAGUAUGGCGGCCUGGUCGCUCAUCUUUCCAUGGGGCGUUUUCACGAAUGCGGCUGUUGAGUUUGGCAAAAUCAUGGACUCGCCGGCCUUUGCCGUGGUCUCGACGGGUCUGCUGCUCAUCCUGCUCCUCCUCUGGCUGGUCGUUCAGGGUCUGACAAUCAAGGGAAUCAUCACCGGUCGCAUUUUCGGUCUGGACCGCGGCUGGAAACGAGGUAGCCUAGGCCGCGGGGACUCCACGGAGCCUAAAGAUGUAUGA